AUGUACAUUUUUAAUAAUAACGUGAGGUUUUAUGCCAGUACUGUUAAUUUUACGUAUGGCAUCUGUUAAAAACAUGGGAACUCAGGCUCCAGCUCCUAGAAGAUAUUGAUUGAUGCAUUUUUGUCUAUUGCAACGUCCUCACAUUACCAUCAGAAUUUCUCAUUGAAAAUGAAAAAAAAUGGGAUUAACUAACAAAAACCCCACACCUCUGUAGUACUAAUUGCUAUUGCAAGUGUUUAUGAGGUGAAGAGAGCAGUGAUGCAGCAACAUCUGGGGAAGAGAACAGAUUUUAAUUCCUUUACGUGGCAGGAGUCGAGGACAAUAUCCAGCAUAAUGGAGAUAAGUAAUACAGGGGCUGUGGAGCACAGCACACAGUUGGUGGAGUCACCUUGGGUCUGCACCAAACCAACCUACACAGGACCUAAAGAAUGUAGGACCUGUAUUCCACAGGGCCUGGUCUAAGUACCUCCUCCACUAGGAAGAGCCCAGUUUGCAAGACCCAUCUAGACCAGUCAGGCAUGGACCCGCUCCAUGGCUUGAAGCAAAGGAGAACCGCCACCUACCAUAGUACCAGAGCAGUGUCAGGCUCCACGCAGAUAUGUGGUCAGCAGCUCCGUAUGGAACACGAGAUGCUAAAGCAGAGUUUCACUGAUCAAAGCUGGCCUGAGCAGGUAUUCAGAGCUUGCUCAGGGACACCAAACAACCUGUACAGCUGCAGACUCUCAUUCAGCACUCCCACUAAUCCCUGUUUGCUCCAGGCCUCCUGAUUGUAAGAUUAGCUUUUUAUAGCUGGGUGGGGGCUUUUUCCCCUCACCACUACUUCAGUUACUGUCCCACAUUCAAGUUGUUUCCAUGCAUUCCUGCUGUGUAGAACCCAGAUCACAGACUCAGGAGACCAGGGAAUCAAGUCCAUACACAUUUGAAUAUGCCUGCAGGGAUUAGCCUGGAUCUGGCUGGCAGUAUGAUUCCUUGACAAGAGCAGAAACUGCUUACCUGUGAGGAGGGACUCCUCCUGGAGUCAGUUUGGUGGCUCUGCACAACCUCCCCCUGGAUUCCAGAAUUGAGAGUUGUGUUCUAACUCAAGGUUGGCUGUGUACCAGAAAGGUUCAGGACUACAGCCUAUUAGCUCAGCUCAGUUCUGUGAAAAAAAAAUUGGAUCACUCCUAAUCAGUAUGAGGUGUUACGAUUAGACCCUAUGGUACAUACUGUAGGUAGGCUACUCCCACUGCUCUCUUGAUUUCAUUGGAGCAGGAUACAGAAGUCCUUUUAACAUUACUGUCAAUGAUGCAAACGUUUCCAACAGGAGACACCUAAGCAGGGAAAAAUACAGUAGUUAAGUGUCACAGACAAAUGAACAUGCCUGACACCAGCAGAGAAAGAAACUAUGAUUAAUAGUGUUAUUUCCUUUAGGCAAUCAUGGUUAGCAAGCAGAUUGCACGUCUUUAGCUGGCUACCUGUUUUUCCAAUAGAGCCAAAUUUCUGCUUCUCACUUCGAAAAGCUGUAAAUGUACCUGACACAGCCUUCACACUGAAUGUGUUAUUCUGUUCAGGAAUUUAAUUAACUUUUGAUUACUCUAACACAUUUCAGUACCUCUACUUGUAUGAAGGACUAAACAAAACACUAAUUUAUUCUUAAUAGUGUAUUUAAUUUUGGCUGCAUACUUUAAACACGCUUGAAAUCAACUGCUUAAAUCACAAGAUUACUCUUCCACAACAGGAAUACCAGACUUCACUGGAAACGAUUCUGACAUUCAUGGGGACAGUAAGUUGUCCCUGCUGGAAGAGCCAAAGAGGUGUACCAAGUCUGAAGCUAAUAAACUAGGGCUGAAGAGGUCACAACCGUCCUCUGAGCUAUGAUGCAAACCAGAAAGAUAAAAAGUCACAGUGCCAUCUCUUCCUCUCAAUCAUCUUCCUCUCAAUCAUCUUCCCCCAGAAGCCUGCAAUGCUUCUUUUGAAGGCUAAACAGAUCUGGGGGUCUGUUUGGAAGGCAAAGUCAAUAAUACUGUCUUCAUCCCAUGUCUUCUCUUAAAGAGCUGUUUCUGGUAGCUUUACACAGGUAUUGUACAAUACCUGUGCUCUCUGAGUGACACUGCUAUUCCAUCUCAUUUCUGCUGCUGGACUUGUACUAGGGAAAUUCUUCAUGCCCUCUCCCCACUACCCUUACCUCUGGAGGAAGGAAGAUGAUGGCUGGGAGGCAGACAUACUCCAAACCUUUGUGUCUGGACAGCACUUUAAGAGAGAAGUCAGUACUAAAUACAGUCAUCAUGCGUCUGCUACUUAGACUAUAAAAUGAUCUAUCACCACCACUACAUCCUCUCUACACCCACAUCACUGUUCAGCGAUGUCUUUUCUCUUCCAGCUAAUCAGCAUUUCAGCUAGCAAUUCUGAAACUGUAAAAAGACAAAAGUUUAUUUAGGUCUUGAACUAGAGUGAGAAACAGGCUUAAAAAAAAAUAAUUGCCAAAUACAAAGAGACAGAUAGCUCAUCACAGAUAGCACAAGUAGGCUAAGUAGCUCAAAACCAAGCAAAGUAAGUAAACUGGGAACAAAAAAGUAGAAAAAGGGAUCAUCAUCCAACAGAAAACAAAAGGACUUGACUCAGGUCAGGGUAGAUUGUAAACAUCACUUAAAAAAAACCCACACUAUAAUUCUGAGCUGUCUUGUAGCAAUUUUAAUAUCUUAUACUAAAGAUACAGAAUAAUCUUUUCUUCUUUCCUCCUGGAACUGAUCUGUUGUUUCAGCAUGGCCAAAUCAAAAAACGUACUUUAUUUAAACAUUAAUCCCAGGAUACAAAAAAUUUUGUGGAAUUUUCUUUAUCUUGUGAUGGAAAUUUGUAAUUCAUUGCUGCAAAUUCCACUUUUCAGGCCAACUUAUAAUGAAUCUUCUGACAACAGCCUCCAACAGCUAUCACAGCAGAGUCCAUCGGUUCGGUCUCACCCUUCACAGCAUAGUGGCAUCCAUUUGUGAUUCCUUACUAAAAUGGUUCUAAGUGAGUUAACUGAGACUCACUCUUUCCUUAUAUAUGCCCCAUUACUUGUCUUCUCUUCCCUCCACACCCUUUUUUUUUUUUAAAAAAAAAAUCUUUGUAUGUGUGGGAAGAGACUACUGCAAUAGAAAAAAUGAAACUUUAAAUGAAAUUCUUCCCUUGACACUCUGCAGCCUUUCAGCUAAGUCUGUCCCACAAGAAGCAGUUCUACCAAGAUAUAACCCUUACCAGCAACCUAUUUUGUAUCUUUGCUAUCUAAGUGCCACUGCAGCUUUGUACAGUUUCUCUUCAAAACAGAUGACACUACCUAGGGGCAACUCUGCUGAUGUGAUAGCUGCUUGAAAGACCUUUGAUCAUGGUUUCAGACGCUGUAAACAAAGGAAUAACAUCCAAGAUGCAUCUUGUCCCUUCAAAGUUAUAGUCAACUACUGACCCUGCCAAACCGUAUGCUACACCAACUUACUACUAACAAAAAAAAAAAAAUUCACCCUUAGGGAAGAAUUCAAGACCACUUGAGAUCAUUUAUCAUUUUGGUACUGAAAGACCUCUAGCAUUUCAUCCUCUAACAAAAUGGGAGAAAGCCAAGUACCCAGAGAGGCAGAGCUCCCAGCACCCACCCCCCUCUUCACAAAAGGAUUCAUUCCAUUAAAUGUACAUGAAAUAUGCAUGACCAUUCACACAAAGGGUAAGGAAAAACACAGGUCCACUGAAAUUUGUGAGAAAUGUUUCAUACUGCCAUCUGCCCCUCUGAAAGAGAACUGAUGUAAAAACAAUCAGAAAAGUGUCUUCUGGAUACCAUUCUCAAAAUAGCUUCUCUCUGCUCUGUUGACAACAGGCACAGAGGAUUCAAGAAAUAACCUGGGACAGCUGUCAAAUCCAAAACAUGCAGAAAAAUGUCUUUAUAUAGUAACUGAUAAAAAUACCAAUAUAUUUUACACAUGGACAUAUUCUUUAGAUGUCAGGAGGUUCUUUUCUAUGUAAAACCUACUAUUAAAUCCAAACUCUUGUCUAAAAUUUAACCAACAAAUUUUGUAUCAUUCUUUGGCAUACAAAGAGAGGCCCCUGACCUAACUAUGGGUCAAUAAGAUUCAAAAAAUUCAAGAUGCAUUACAACAAAAUUAAUUUGGCCUCCCAAGGAAAAUGUGACAUAGUUCCACCAAGAAUCCAUGAAUAGACAAUGAUGUCAAACCACUUUUUCUAUACACUGUUUCACAGGCAUUUGUGUUGAAACUUGCACCUGAAUAAAUGUUCUCCAUCAAAUCCUGGUGUAAGCAAUGACACUGAAACAAAGAACAAUCAAUAUCCUUGUAUAUUAAUAUCCCUUUAUAAUCUGCUUACAUGAUCUGCUCAGACUGUACUAUAAUCCAUUUUCCUUAACAAUCAAUCUAUACCACAAAUAUAUACAGGAAAAAAACUUAUUUUCAAUGGAUUUCUACCUCAUUAAACUCUUCCUAAUGAGUCUGGGGAUACGGCUUUAGAGUAAAUGAACAGAAGGUAUUUUAAAUAAAAUAGCUGAGUUUAAACAAAACCAGUUCAUACUUAAUCAUAGCCUACAGGUAACAAAAAUGAGCUGGUUUAUGCACUAACCACCUAGUGCAAUCUCCUCUUCCUCCAUAAAGGUUUGCUUUGGGAAGAGCAACUUCACUGAGCACUCAUGCAAGAAAGAAUGUUAUUUGAAAAUAACAGACAGAAGCCAAAUAUAUGCCUACAUGUAACACAGCUAUUCAUGAGUGUAUGUUGCCCCUUGCUGUGCAAGAGUGAUCGUCAGUAAUCUUACUCUUAUGAUUGAGGCCAAGUAAUAGAAUUGGCUUCUUACCCACACUGCUGUGUAUUACAGCCUUUUAUUUUUUUAAAUAUGGUUGUAGAAAUAAAAUCUUCAGUCUUGAAAUGAAUUCAGAAUGAGACACUGAAUUCUGCAUCACUCCAUCCUGACUUUGCUGAAGCCAGUGUUAUUCAAAAAUGCUAUCGGUCAGAAUUCACAGCGGGGAGGAAAGCACAGCUCUUCUGUUAAUACCAGAGCUAUUCAAUGAGUAUCUGGGUACGUAGCCAAAAACUUGGAAGAUCAUAGCAGAGGCCACUCCAAUACUUUUAACUUCACCCAUCAGCAAUGGGAUCUCACUUCAGAACUAUGCACUUUCUUUUUUUCAAUCAUGAUUUUGAUCCCUAGCUAUCCAGAUCCCUUUUAACUCUGCUAUUUUCUGUUCCCUCUGCUCCAAAGCAGCAGCAUUGAUGAGAAAUGCUCCAACUCAAUGGGUUCAUCUCAGUCACCUGAAACACAAACAUUACUUGUUUUUAAAGAAGCAAGCAACAAUAUUCAGACUAAUGAUUUUCACACUAUAUACAGCAUGCUAUGCUUACCCCAAGCAUGCAGUAUUCCCCCACCAGAAGUAGAUUUUUCAUUUCUCAUCCAAAAAAAAACCCCACACAACCCCGCUUCCCGCUAGCUGCGGGGCAUCCCACCGAGCUGCAGCAAUACUUUAUUCUGUUCCAAAGCUGUCACCGCCCCCCGCCCCUUAGGGGUCACCGAGCCCCGUUUUCCCUUCGGCAAAAGUGAUAGCGCCUUUCUGAGUUUCUCUUAACGCUUACAGCGAGGCCUUUCUUUACCGCUUGCCCGUCAAACCAGCUCCUUUGAAAAGCCCGCAGGGCCGCUGCCUCCCCGCCGCCCCCCCCCAGCCCCGACCGGCUGCGCCCGCCGGCGCCCCGGCGCCCGGCCCUGUGCCGCGCCCUUCGCCACCGCGGGCUCCCGGGAACGGAGCACCUCGCCCCACCGGGCACCGACAGAGCGGCCCGCGGUGCAGGGGAGCGCUACCCGGAGUCCCGCCGGCAGCGCCCGGCCCCAGCGCGGCGCCCGCCCGCCCCCGCCCCCAGGCAGUGCGGGCCCGCCAUGGCGGCGGCACGGGCUCGGGCGCUGCUGCAGCAGUGCGCGUCCGCCCGGCUGCAGGUGAAGCCGCCCGAGGGCGGCUCCGAGGCCGAGUGGGUGGAGAUCCAGAGAGGGCUUGUUGUCUACAUAUGCUUCUUCAAAGGUGCUGAUGAGGAUCUUGUUCCAAAAAUCGUCAAUAUGCUGUUGAAUGUUAAGUUAAGUGAAAAUGAAAACGGCGAGUACGUUUCUGUUCUUGAUUUACCAGGGGAUGUGCUAAUCAUACCACAAGCUACCCUAGGUGGUAAACCAAAGGGGAGAAAGAUGCAGUACCAUGCAAACAUUGAAAAAGAAAAGGGACUGGAACUUUAUUCUCAGUUUGUGACUUUGUGUGAAAAAGAACUGGCUGCCAAUGCCAAAUGCAUAGAAGCUGGCGUUCUCGUCAAGCACGGCACAUAUGGAAACAGGCAGGUGUUAAAACUGGAUACAAAUGGACCUUACACUCAUAUGAUUGAAUUUUGAAAAAAAAAAAAAUUAUAUCCUGGGUACAGUACUGGCUUGCAAAUGUUGGGGGCAGUUGUCUUUGGUUUUUUGUUUUUUUUUUUUUACCUCUUCCCCUUCAUUUCUAAGCAUUAAUGUACUUAAAUGGUUUGGUAGAUAACAGUGUAAGAAAGAAUUUCACUCAUCUGUACUGGUGAUGCCAAUCCUAUUAAAUAGAAGGAUGACUGAGA
Molecule: messenger RNA, 6573 nt
Organism: Falco peregrinus (peregrine falcon)
Lineage: Eukaryota; Metazoa; Chordata; Aves; Falconiformes; Falconidae
Gene: DTD2
Product: D-aminoacyl-tRNA deacylase 2
Exons: 3
Coding region: 5870-6364 (164 amino acids)
Biological process (GO): tRNA metabolic process
Cellular component (GO): cytoplasm
Molecular function (GO): D-tyrosyl-tRNA(Tyr) deacylase activity
Source: RefSeq, a predicted model, not a curated record